GACAUGGCGUCGCGCCUAUCUCACCGUGCCCGGACUCGGCUGCCUUCGGCCAUUCGCUCUCUGUACCCAGCAGAGAAGCUCCCGGGAAUGAUCUCGCUGCUGUCGGGCAAGCCAAAUGGGGAGACGUUCCCAAUCCGUCGCAUCACCUUGGACGUGGAUGUACAGUCGGCGACAAAGUCGACGGAGUGUAUCACGCUGAGCUUGGAGGGACAAGAUCUCGAGGAUGCACUCCAGUACAGCCCCACAGCUGGGCUUCCGCGUCUCGUGCAGUGGGUAGAGGAGCUGCAGGCACGAGUGCACAAGCUGCCCCGACAGUCUCCAGAUUGGAGGUGCUCGAUUGGAGCGGGCAGCCAGGACCUGCUCAUCAAGUCCCUCGCAGCACUGCUGGACGAUGGAGAUACCAUACUGACGGAGAAGCCCGUCUAUCCAGGGAUCCUUCCGCAGCUCAGGGCGCUCGGUGUCAAUGUUGUGGAGAUAGAGCCAGACAAUGAAGGUGUGAAGCCCAGCUCUCUCGCCGAGACAUUGACGGCAUGGUGGACCGACGAGAGCACACGCGCACUGGCCUUUCCCAAGGUCAUCUACUUGACGCCCACAGGAGGGAACCCGACGGGCGCUACUGCGAGCAAAGAACGCAAAAAAGCCGUGCUCGACAUUGUGCGGCGGCACGAUCUGCUGCUGCUUGAAGACGACGCAUACUACUAUCUCGACUACAGUGACGUGGGCGAUGAUCCAGUCACGCGCACACGGAGUCCUAGCUACCUUUCCAUGGACCCAUCUGCAAAGAAUGUGCUACGAUUCGACAGCUUUUCCAAGGUUCUCUCUUCAGGCAUGCGACUUGGCUUCUGUACCGGCUCGCCGGUCCUCCUCGCGGCCAUUGAUCAGGACUCUGCGGGCCGCAACCUGCAGCCCUCAGGCGUGAGCCAGGGUGUGGUGCUGGCUGUGUUGGAAGCGUGGGGGAUCAGCGGCUUCCUGCGGCAUGCAGAUCGCAUCGCGUGUUUCUACCGAAAUCGACGCGACUUCUUCGAGGCAGCGGCAACGAAACAUCUUUUAAAGGAGCCAGCUGCAGCCAGGUGGUCAACGCCAACAGCUGGCAUGUUUCUCUGGAUUGAGCUGCUGCUUCCGAGCCCAGACUCGUUUGACCUAGUCAGCCAGAGGGCAAAGGAUGCGGGCGUGCUUGCCAUCCCGGGCAUGGCGUUUCUAGCCUGCCCUCGUCCUUCUCCUUUUGUCCGCACCAGCUUCUCCCAGGUGCCCCUCGAGCUGGUCGAUGAAGCCUUUUGGCGCCUGCGCAAGGUCAUCGAUCAAGCGUGGGCCGAGUCUGGCGACGCGAGAAUGAAAUAGAGCUGGACCCCUUCUUCAUGUAUGUAUGAUACACACCUCCACCCCCACCCUGAGAAGCCAGUGGGAG
This is a messenger RNA of Acaromyces ingoldii, 1405 nucleotides long. Its product is annotated as PLP-dependent transferase. Gene Ontology annotation, biological process: biosynthetic process. Lineage: Eukaryota; Fungi; Basidiomycota; Exobasidiomycetes; Exobasidiales; Cryptobasidiaceae. The record is from RefSeq and is a predicted model, not a curated record. Gene Ontology annotation, molecular function: pyridoxal phosphate binding; transaminase activity. The transcript is spliced from 5 exons. Bases 4 to 1338 code for a protein of 444 amino acids.